Molecule: messenger RNA, 681 nt
Organism: Arabidopsis lyrata subsp. lyrata
Lineage: Eukaryota; Viridiplantae; Streptophyta; Magnoliopsida; Brassicales; Brassicaceae
Product: S-protein homolog 20
Exons: 1
Coding region: 127-525 (132 amino acids)
Source: RefSeq, a predicted model, not a curated record
AAAAAAUAUUUACCUACUUUGACUAUCUUAAUCAAAUGUAACUUGAGUAUAAAAAGAUGGGAUACUAAAACUUUAAGUUCAUUUUGUAAAAUCUUCAUAACUACUAGUAUUAAAAAUAUAUUCAUAAUGAGUUGCUCAUCGGCAUUUUCCAUAAUAUUUAGUGUAACAUUCGUGGUUUUUCUCUUCAGCGGUCUUUGCAAGGCUAAUCGUGAGGUACAAGUGGACAUCAUUAAUGAUAUUGGUUCAAAUAUUCAAUUGGGACUACACUGCAAAUCAAAGCACAAAGAUCUCGGAUCACAUUCUUUAGCCCAACAUCAACAUUGGGGGUUUAGAGAAUCUAUUAAUUUUUGGGAUACAACUCUGUUUUUUUGUCACUUUGUAUGGGAAAAUCAAUCUAAAUGGUUUGAUAUUCUUGAAGCUAACAGAGAUAAAAAUAUAUGUGAACAUCAUCCCUGUGUUUGGAGUAUAAGACCUAGUGGUCCAUGUAGAUUAACGGGUCAAGAAAAAUGUUUCCCAUGGAACUAAUCUAAUAUAGGAAUAAGGUUGUUACAAGAUUUCAUAUAUAUAAAGCUAAAAAAUAAAAAGUAUUAUUAUUAUUAUUUUUCUUUUGGAUGAAUGUUCAGUUUAUUUACACCACAAAAAUACCACUGUUUACAUUAUAUGUAUCCUUGUUUUGAAUUA